Podarcis lilfordi (Lilford's wall lizard) is the source of this 30901-nucleotide messenger RNA. Lineage: Eukaryota; Metazoa; Chordata; Lepidosauria; Squamata; Lacertidae. The record is from the annotation of a GenBank genome assembly.
AUGGAGCCGGGUCUCGCGCCUGCGCAUUCGCCUGGGGCGCCGCCGCUGCUGCUGCUGCUGCUGCUGCUGCUGCUGUGCCCGGCCUCACGUACAGCUCGGGCGGCCGCUUCCCUGGCCGCGCUCCGAAGGGGCCGCCUCCCAGGGCCGGCGGUGGGCGGGAUCCCGGCCCGCAUAAGCAUUCCGAAAGGGGCCUUGCUGCGUGCAGUCCCGGACCGGGCGGAGAGGCGGACAGGGCUCAGCAGCGGCAGCAGGAGCAGCAGCUUGGGCGGCUUUCCUCCGAGGUGCGUGCAGGGGCUUUUCUUCCCAUUUCCCACCCACUUCCCCCAACUCCUGGCCGCGUGCAUGGAAGGAUCUUUUCCCAUUCCUUUUCCCACGGGAAGGGAAAUAGCUGGCAUGCCUGGCUUUGCAGCAGCAGCAGCCGCAGCAACCGCAGCAGCUAACUUCCCCAUAAAGUAUGUCGUACUUUUUAUUUUAUUUUAGGCAUCGAUUUUUAUUUUUUUUAAAAGCACACAAUCCCCAUAAGUGUGCUUUUAACAAACAGCCCUCCUUUGUGGCUGCUUUGCUGGGCUCCCCUCUUUGCUUCCCCCACCACACCACCAAAGGCAUGUUGCCGGGAUAAGUCCCCUUUCGCCCUCUUGCUGGGGAAUCUGCCCGGCUCCCUUUCCACCAGGCACUUUCUCUUCCCUUUCUUUUACGCUGCUGAAGAGUGCGAUGGACUUGGCAUAGCGCUCUCUGCCCCCUCCCCUCAAAAUAAAAUUGAAUUUUUUCUUUUUUAAAAAAAGUUCCUGGAAAUAUUUGCCUAGUAGCAACUCGCCCAGGGCAGCCCAGUCUUGUCAAAAUUCUUGCACAGAUCCGCCCACGUCUGUGCCCCAAGGGUUUGGGGCUGACGUGGAUGUGGGUCUUUCCCCCCCUCUCCCUCUUCACCCUUAAGAUUGCUCUUAAGUCUCUUCAGCCACUGAGCUUCAGAGGCUGUUCAUUUUGCCCUACAAUGAGUGGCAUGAGUUUCUUUAAUCAGUAGCAUAUCCUGAGAGUAGUAUAUGAGAGAAACCUGAUUCCUUCCUUCCUUCCUUCUAGAAUCUCCAUCUCUGGCUGUUACUCAUUGAGCGGAUGAUAUUCAUCCAAGUUUGCAUGCGGUGCUUCUUCUUCUGAUAUCAGUAUUCAUGCAAGGCCUAACAGUUGAAACUUUAAAAAAAACAAAAUACAUGACUUAACCAGAGAAUAAGUUUUAUUUAGCCAAACAUGCCUUAGUUUCCAGUUAUUUCUUAAGCAUGUUAUACAACUUGUCCAGCAGGAUUGGUUUGUGCGGAAAUUCCUCAGCAAGCAAUGGUUACCUCUCUCCCUUCCCCUUUGUAAAUUGAUCCCUUUGCAAAUAAUAGGGUACAAAACUGCAAGAAGGGACUGAAGAGCCAAUAAGAAAGAGGGCUGUUUACACAGAAAGUUGACUGUUUCGAUAAGGCUCUGGUACUUUCUGUUAGACUUCACUUGGGAAGAUUUUUGAGAUGAACGAGUGUCUGUUACGUGAGUGGGGGAGGGUGAAAUACGUGGCAGUAGCAUUUUUUUCAUCAACCUUUUGCUCGCUUCACAAACUUUUGGAGAGAAGCUAUUUACGCUGACUGGUUGCUCAUGCUUGCUAAGUAUGAAUAGAAUGCAUUUCUAAGCAGCUCACACAGACAUGAAAAAAUCUGUGUAGGGGAUAUGCAGAGUCGGGGUUUUUUUCGCUAAUUUUAUCAGGGACUGCGCUACUUGAUCAGCAUUCAAAUGUUUUUGAGUGUCUGAGGAGUAUUGCAUCACACUUGGGUCAUUCAAAAGUUUGUCGAAGUUACUCGAAGUGUAAAUAUGAGACUUCAGCAGUGAAGUAAAAGUGGGUUUCCUGAAACUCGUGUGGCAUAAGAGGCUUUAUGGACAAGAGAUCCCGCAUCGACGUACACAAUAUUCUCUUAGCAGCCAAGCUGAUUUAAAUUGCUAGAGGCAAGCUGUAUAACUUUUUUUCCUUGCAUAAAAUAAUCUAAAAAGACCACCUAGCAAAGGCUGUGCUACGCUCAUGCCACCCAAUCACUUCCAUACUGGAACGGGGUGCAACUCUUGAAACAGUUUUAAAAUACAAAGGUAGGUAGUUAGGUGAAGAAGACACUCCGUGUCUUCUCUAGUUGAACUGUCCUGGGAGAAGUUUCAUGAGAAUGAAGGAAGCAUGUGAAGAAAACAUCAGUGACUGCUUCAUCUGAACUCUCUCCUACUCUCCCACAGGCCCUAUACUGGAAGGGUCCUAAUCGCUUGCUGCAUUUUGGUAUUAACUUAUUGCAGGUGUGGAGAACCUUGGGCCCUCCAGAUGUUACUGAGCUACAGCUCCCAUUAGCCCCAGCAAACUUGGCCAAUGGCCAGGGGGGUUACGGGAGUUUUAGUUGUUCCCCCGUACCUGAUUUAUUGUGAUUACAUUAAUGUAUUUUGAUUUCCCUUGUAAGAGUUUUGAAAGGAUUUGUACGCUUAAAGUAAACAAGCAAUGUUGCAAUUUCUGUUUACAACAGGGGCUUAAUCUCUUUGGGAGGCCCAGAAAAUAAAAAUAAAAACCCUAUGUAACCCACGUGUGCUGUUUUACAACUACUAUGUGUUUUAUCCAGCUAAGUUUGAUUCACAGUGGAUCAUUGAAAUUAAAGGACCGAGGUUCGUCACGUUUAGUAACUUCAGUGGGUCUACUACUCUGAGUAGGACUAGCAUUGGCCACAAACCCUGUAUGUUCAGUUUAGAAAAGUUCAAAGUGUGAAGCAGGAUGUGAUAGGUCUGCUACAGACUGUGCUAAAGCAAACACUAAUGAUGCUCCAAGAAUUUUAUUUUAUUCUCUGCUAAUGAAUGGGAGGCAUGUCCAGCUUCUAAUUGUCCAGUAGCAAUGAUGUAAAUGAUUGGGAACAUUCCAUGUGCUUCAUUGUCCAGCUGUUUAAUACUGUAUGCCUGUGCUGUUCUUAAAAACGUGAGUAUCCGUUGUAUAAGUGUGAUGCGGAUUCAGAUGGGAUUUACGGUAUGUCUGAGACCAAACAAUAUAACAGACAUUUUGACUGAUAGCCCAUUGCUAUGAAUGCACAAAUGUUUCUCCCUGUUUUUUUAAAGGGAAGCUUCCAGUGCCCUGACAUUCCUGAAAUUAUUUCAUCUCUAAGAGCUGGAUAGUUAACGGUAGCGUCAGCUUCCAACUUCAACAUAACUGAGGCCUUCUUCUAAAUAUAAAAUACUACUGGGAAGUUGUAUUACCCUGAAACUCUGCUGCCUGACAAAUUAUCAGCCUACUUAUUGCCUGUCACAAAUACACUAAUGUAUUUGUGGGUUUUAUUCUUACUUCUGAGGUGAAUUUUCGCAAUGGGUUAUGUGGCUGAGAUUCGCAUGAAUCCCAGUUUUGUGAAAUUACUCUCCACAAGCCUUGGUAAUACAUUAGAAAACUAUUUUCUGUUUGUUUACUGGCAUGGCAGUAAUGCCACCUUACCUUGAAAGGCCACAUUAUCUGUCCAUGUGAUUUUCAAACCACUUGGGGAUUAUAAACUCACAGACUUGAGUAAAACAUGUACUCUGGGGCUGAGGCGGGCUUCCCAGUUGGUUGUCAGCUACCCUUCUGUGCCUCUGUGGAUGGAAGAAAAUUGACCUCUUAGCUUUGUCUUGAUGCACAAGCUCAGAAGGGGUAUAUUAAGGCAGGGAUAGAGUAGGCAGUAGAGAGCUAAGUGCCUGAACCAAACAAGGGCUCACUAAUAUUAACCAGGCAAGGAUGUGGAUGAGCAACACUCACUCAUAAAGAGGUUCGGGUAGAGAGGAUAAAGGUAAACCAGGGGACAUUGACAAAAGCAGUUGGAUGGGAAUAUGGAUGUGGUUGACAGGAAUCUAUCUGGCCCUAAAGUUCCAGACAGAUAUGUAUUCUAAUUAAGAGACUUUCUCAUUGUAUCUUUCAUAUUAGUUGGUAGAACUCAACAUCUCCUUCCCUCCAGACACUGACAUGUUGUUUUUAUUCUGUCGGUACCUAAAAGAAAAUUUUCAGGAAUGGCUUUGCAUGUGUGGGAAAGCAUAUCAGCACCCUUCUGGUCUUGAAUUGCACAUUUAACACAAUGCAGUUGUACCAUUUAUUGUAAUGCAAUUGUUGCACUGGAGGUCAUCUUGUCCCAACGCCCUGACAAAUAGACAUUGUGUUGCGGCAACAGAAUGACCUCUCCUCUCUGCCUGCUGUGCACUGUUCUGGGGGUUCUGCUUAUGCCACAGAGCCAAUUUCGGGGGGGGGCAUGGGAGCACAUUGGGGAAGGAGAGGGGAUAAGCUGGCUCCUGCUAGUGGAACUACUUAGUUGAACCCAGCCACCAGGGUCCUUGUCUGGUUAUUUCACAACAUUUAUUUACCACCGGUUUGUAAUAAAGCAUCAACACUACAGAACUUGACUUUAAAAAGGACAGAGGCAGUACGUUGCUUUUACCUUUAGCACUCCUAAGAUUAAACUCCAGGAUGCUUUGGAAACAACCUCCAUGCUCUCUUCUUGAUUUACAGAAGUAGUGCAAGCACAGCCGGUACAAUCAGUAGCUCUGGGAAAGAGCUGGUACUCAAGUCCUGCAGGGGAGAUGAUGCUCAUUUAUGCUUGAAAUGUUACAAGCCCAGUUUGCUUGGUGACAAUCCAGAGGUGCUAUUUGCACAUCUGCCAAGAGGCUUGGCUGCCCAGGUGGUUUCUUGUGUGCAUGGUUCUGUUAGAAGCAUGUAAAUGGCUCCUUUGGUUUGUUCUCAAGAGCCUCGUAAUUGUUCAAGCUAUGCCGUAUUUUUAAAAGUGCUGUUUUAUUUCUCUUUCAGGCGUUUGUUAAGGCAAGAGCAGAGCAGUAGAAAAAUGAUGCCCACAAAAUCAUGUUGCCUUCUAGUCCUCUGUGUUGUGCUUCCCUCUUCAUAUGCCCAUACAGAUUUCUUCACUUCCAUUGGUGAGAAUACUUUUGAGCAGAACUGUCAAGCAUUUUUUAAACAGUUCAGCAAUAAUGAUGCACAAGUGGUUCGUUCAGUUGCGUUGUUCAUUUAUAACAUUUAUGAGUUGCCCUUCCUAGUGAAGACAAUGGAGCUAUAAUGUGGCCAACAAUAAAGUCUAAAAAUUUAAUAAAAAUCAGAAAAAUGCCCACAGAUAACUUUGAAAUGUGGCAGCAAAAAGUACCCAGGUAUCAGUAAAUAGGUACAGUGGUACCUCGGGUUAAGACCUUAAUUCGUUCUGGAGGUCUGUUCUUAACCUGAAACUGUUCUUAACCUGAAGCACCACUUUAGCUAAUGGGACCUCCCACUGCCGCUGCGCCACCAGAGCACGAUUUCUGUUCUCAUCCUGAAGCAAAGUUCUUAACCCGAGGUACUAUUUCUGGGUUAGCGGAGUCUGUAACCUGAAGCAUAUGUAACCCGAGGUACCACUGUAUUCAAAAGCACUGAAACAGUGCUGUGCUUAGCAAAAGAAGAAGUUAGUAGUACUGAACAUUUCGGAGAAUAAUAUUUGUAUUUUAUUUAUGAAACUAUUUAUUAAUAAUACAUACUCAUGUAUUCAGAUCUGCUGGUCAUGCACUCAAAUUGGUUAAACGUAUAAUAUUUAAUUUUAUUUGAGACCUUAGAAUUCUUAGAAUCAUAGAGUUGGAAGAGACCACAAGGGCCAUCGAGUCCAACCCCCUGCCAAGCAGGAAACACCAUCAGAGCACUCCUGACAUAUGGUUGUCAAGCCUCUGCUUAAAGACCUCCAAAGAAGGAGACUCCACCACACUCCUUGGCAGCAAAUUCCACUGUCGAACAGCUCUUACUGUCAGGAAGUUCUUCCUAAUGUUUAGGUGGAAUCUUCUUUCUUGUAGUUUGGAUCCAUUGCUCCGUGUCCGCUUCUCUGGAGCAGCAGAAAACAACCUUUCUCCCUCCUCUAUGUGACAUCCUUUUAUAUAUUUGAACAUGGCUAUCAUAUCACCCUUAACCUCCUCUUCUCCAGGCUAAACAUGCCCAGCUCCAUUAGCCGUUCCUCGUAAGGCGUCGUUUCCAGGCCUUUGACCAUUUUGGUUGCCCUCCUCUGGACACGUUCCAGUUUGUCAGUGUCCUUCUUGAACUGUGGUUUAUCUCACCUAACUUAACCUUGCCAAUAUAUUGGGGAAACCCUUUUGCCUGCCACGUGUGGCAAUUGUUACAAGUUUACUUGGGUCACGAUUCUAGCCUGAAGAGAGGAAGAAUUCAUAAGAAUAAUAUUUAUUUGUUUAUUUAUUUAUACCCCGCCCAUCCGGCUGGGUUUCCCCAGCCACUUGGGCGAGCCGCAACAGCAAAUGGCCAACUAUACGGUUGCUCUUAGAAAUUAGUAGUCCUAUUGACUUAGAAUAGCAAUUCUACUGACUUUUCAAAAAGUAAAGUGGCCCCAGGGAAAGGUAAUUUGCACUGUUUAUAUAAUAUAAUUGAAAGGAAGAUUUUUUUGCAUAAUAGCUAAUAAAUGGAAUGUGACAAAUAUUUGACGCUUGAAAACAUAAUUCCAAACCCAACCCUUCUCAGUUUCCUAAGCCUAUGUGAAACUAGUAAAUGGCAAGGAUAUUUCAGUUGGAUGUUUGCUUUAUGGUGUUAUAUUCAUGAUUUGUUGUUUUAUCAGUUGGGGGGACAACUUGGGUUUCAAAGUGGGGAGGUGACUUGCUUUUCCAAAAGAGUGGGAAAGGUUAUUAGUCUUCUUACCAUCUCAGUAUCCACUUCUGAAUUCCCUUUUCCUUGGCUAUUCAUAUCAAUAUUGUGUGCUACAGAAAGCAAUUUGGGGAGGAAGGGAAUCCUUGAUAGCAUAAACUUACCAGUAAUUCUUAAUGUGUUGUAAAACUGCCAUUGAGAAAUUCUCUAAUGUGGAAAAAUCACAAUCCACAGGGAGAGAGUAUAGAGUGAUUUUGCAAUAUUUGCAAGACAUUAGUUCAGAGAAACAGACUGCUGCCUCUCAGCUUACAUUCUACUUGAGACAUAUUGGUUAACUUACUGUCAAUAUAUUCUGAUUACAUGGCAAAACUAAUUAAGAAUAGCAGGGAGAAAUAUUUCCCUUGCACCUUUUUUGUAAGAAUUAGAAAGUAUAAAGUAAUUGCAAACUCCUUGUGCAUUUGGGUUUGUUGGUUGUUGUUGUUUUUUAAAGCAUAUUGUUAAGAUUUUGUAAUUGAUCAUAGACAUAAUGAGGGAAUUAAACUAUCUUUUUAGGUCACAUGACAGACUUAAUUAAUACGGAGAAAGACCUGGUGACUUCGCUAAAAGACUAUAUCAAGGCAGAAGAGAGCAAGCUGGAACAGAUUAAGAAGUAUGUACAGGCUUUAAUACUAAUAUUUAGUGGGUGACAAAAAAUUUGCCCCAGGCCAAAUAAUAUAUGGCUUUUUGUGGGCAGAGGAAUAUUUGCUAUUUCUGCAAAAUGUUGGCUGUAAGCCAUCCAGAGUUUAAAUAUGGGCUGUGGAUAAUAAAAAGAACUUUACUUCCUUUACUUCAAACCUUUGGGGAAAGUACAGAAAUGUAUGUAUACAUGCAUGUAUGUAUGUAUGUAUGUAUGUAUGAAUAAAUAAAUAAAUGUACCAUAUUUUUUGCUCUAUAAGACUCACUUUUUCCCUCCUGAAAAGUAAGGGGAAAUGUGUGUGCGUCUUAUGGAGCGAAUGCAGGCUGCGCGGCUAUCACAGAAGCCAGAACAGCAAGAGGAAUUGUUGCUUUCACUGCACAGUGAUCCCUCUUGCUGUUCUGGCUUCUGAGAUUCAGAAUAUUUUUUUUCUUGUUUUCCUCCUCCAAAAACUAGGUACGUCUUGUGGUCUGGUAUGUCUUAUAGAGCGAAAAAUACAGUACAUUAUUUAUUCAGUUCAUUAGUCACUUGAUACACUGGGAAUCUCCAAGUGACUUGCAACAUUUAGAAUGUAGAGAAGAAACUAUUAAAAACUAGUCGCAUUAUGAGCUAGCUUUGAAAAUCUGUGCUUUUUAUUUAUCUUUAGACCGUGCAAUUUAUUUAUCUUUUAGAUCAUGAAACAAUACAAGGUAUCCGAUGUCAAUUCACAGCAUUAACGUUGGCACACGGAAAGUGACUUAGUAAACAUAUUUAGGUUGCAUUUUGUCUCUCUAGAUGGGCAGAGAAACUGGAUAAGCUGACAGACACUGCAACGAAAGACCCAGAGGGGUUCUUGGGGCAUCCUGUGAAUGCAUUCAAAUUGAUGAAGCGACUUAACACAGAGUGGAGUGAGCUGGAGAACCUAGUCCUGAAGGAUAUGUCUGAUGGUAGGCUUUUAAAAAGCCGUUGUAAAGGCUCGCUUGCAUGCUGAGAGCUGUGUGGGUAGUGGAUAAUUCAGUGAGCGGUGGGCCAGAAAAUCCCUGGUUUCCGUUCUCUUUAGCCACUUUAGUCUCCUAAAAGGUCAAUAACUUCAUACUGAGGAGACCUGAAAUCUCAGUGAGAUUUGGGAUUUUGUAUCAGCAGUAACUCAUCUUAGUGUUGUGAUACCUGCUAGAAGCCAGACGUCUUUGUGAUGAAUAGGAAUAGAGUUUCAACUCUGUGCUGUGUGUUUUUAUGACAAGAGAGAGAGGAGGGGAAAACCAAAAAUUCAGGUGUAAUUCACUUCUGCACCACCUUGUUUGUUACCCAGGUGAGGGGGCCACCUUUUAAAUAAACCACGGAACCAAAGACACUAAUUCAAGUCCAGUAUCCAGGAGAGACCCAGUAUUUAUUAAAACUAUUGCCUUGCUAGCCAGCUGUUCAGCUGCUAGUUGGAAGGACUGCCCCAUGGUAUAUCAGAGCAAAGCUUAUAUAGGCUACUAACACACAGCACACAGAGUCAUCAAAGCAUCCUUAAACAUCCUCCUACAUACAUCAAGAAAGGUUACAGGUCAUGGUAUGUAAAAUACACAUGGCUUCAUAUUGGUGUCUUUGACCCUGCGAUCACCUUGGAGUGGCCCAAAUAUGCCCAGGCCAUUUGCUCUCAAAUGUCGCACUUCUAUCACCGUUGCCCUAGCAACCAGGCCUUCAACAGGCUGUGUGUGUGUACACACACACACUCUCUCUCUCUCACUCACACAUAUGAAGGUUUACUUGAUUUUUUUGCUGUAUUCAGAGAUGUGGAGAGACAGCUGAUGGGUAACAUUAUCAGUUAUUGAGGGAUGUUAUCUAGAGAUUAAUUGAGAACAUAAGCAGCAAUGGGUUCAUCUUGGACAUAUCUUAUAAGGGGAGUGGGAAGCUGGUUUUGGAAAAUCGUAUUAAAUUGAAUUAAUUUGGCAAGAUUUGUAAUAAUUUGGAAAAUCAGUGAAAAUAAUUGGCGUAAAAAAUAAUAAUCAAGGAGAUGCCGGGUUUCACCCUGGUGCUUCACCUCAUGCCUUAUUCUCCCUGCUCCUUCCUUCACACAUACACACACCCUAAUUUCAAGCAUCCUUCACCACACGCCCAAUUCUUCCUGCUCCUUCACACACAUCCUGAUUGCAUGCAUCCUUCACCACAUGCUCUAUUUCCCUGCUCCUUCCUUCAAACACACCCACCCACCCCCUGAUUUCAAGCAUCCCUCGCCGCACUUGAGAAUUCUAUGAUUCUAAGAGCUUCUUUCUUUAGGGUUCAUUUCUAACAUGACUAUUCAACGCCAGUAUUUCCCAAAUGAUGAAGAUCAGACAGGUGCUGCCAAAGCUCUCUUACGGCUCCAGGAUACGUAUAAUUUGGAUACAGACACUAUAUCGAAGGGAAAUCUCCCAGGUAAAAUUUUGGUAAUUUUUGUAAGUAUUUGGGGAAAACCUUUUAAGAAAACUACUUUGCAGAAACCAAUUGAGGGUGUGGGUGAUUAGGGAGGGAGAGUUUGUUUCACAUACCAUAUUAAACCAUGGUUUGUUGCUGAAAGACUGACCCUUACGCCCACCUGUACCACUAUUUUCCUUCCUCUUCCCCUCCCUUUGCUUGCAUGUUGUUUUUUUUUAAUUACUGGCUUACUCUUUCGCUCAAACCAUAGCUAUGAUUUGUGUUCAACUUCCGAAUCACUGCAGAGGGCAGGCAGUUAAAGUCUAUAUUACUCCCAUGCCAGGAUCCCAAUGCCAGGUCCCCUGCAAUUUGUGUUGUCAAAAAAGGGUCCAUUAAAAUUGUUUAGGCAAUGCAUAUUGCAGGUUCUGGAUUGUGAAACAGUAGGGGACAAAACGUUACAGCCCUUCUUUAACCCCCUUUUAGGGUCCGAAUCCAGAUUUGGCCCUUAGUGCCUGUUUUUUGCAUUGGACCGUGGCAAACACUCCUAUUGGAGCAAUUGGGAUUAGUUUCCCACAGUACAAAUAGCAAUAGUGUGUUGUUGUUGACUGAAAGUGUGAGGUGCCCCACCUGUGUUUGGUUCUAUUACCCCUGGGGGAAUGUGGCCCUCUCAGGGCAGGCGGAGGCAGAUUCCACACCCUAGGACUUAGGAAACACAACAGUUUAGUAGGGCACACUCUUUGGACUGAUUGUCUUGGUGGUCUUUAGGAUCCCUAUCUAAAAACCACUGUCAUUAUAACAUUAAAUGGUAAAUGCACUAAUUUACAGUAAAUUGCAGCCUAUACAAAAAUUAAGUAGCUAUAGUUAGCACAAAUUUUGUGCAACUUUUGUUUUUUCCGUCAUAGGCUUUGUAAGGUGUCAUUAAUCACAUAAUAAAAAUAGAAAAAUGCAGCUUCAGAAGAAGAAGAAAAUCAGUGCAAAUGAUUCAGUAAUGCAACCUUGAUUCAACAUUAUUGGCUUCUUGUUUCCUACAGGAGUGAAACAUAAGACAUUUCUAACAGCUGAGGAUUGCUUUGAGCUGGGCAAGAUUGCAUACACGGAAGCAGACUACUACCACACUGAACUGUGGAUGGAGCAAGCUCUAAAACAGCUGGAUGAUGGAGAGGUUUCUCCUUCCAUUGGCAAGGUUUCUGUCCUAGACUACUUGAGUUAUGCUGUGUACCAGCAGGGGGAUCUGGAGAAAGCCGUGAUGCUUACCAAGCGUCUUCUUGAGUUGGGUAUGUUAAAGAACUUGUAUAUUUCCUUUGGGUUGCAAUAACUAAUUUUGUGCACUAAUUUUCCUGUGCACCAAAGAUCUGUUUGCUGAUUAGUGCAAUUUCUGCUUCCUAUCUCCGCCCCCCCCCUUUUCUCCUGGAUGGUUUGGAAAUCUUCCUGAGCAGUGUGGGAUGGGAGGGGGCUUCUGAAGGAGAGAGGAAUUGCUACCAAAACAGGUUUUGUCCCUGCAAUUUGUUAACUUAAGGAAGUCCCUAGAAGGACUUCCCAUUCCCUCUCGUCUCUCCAGCGAAGUUUUGAAGAGGUACAAAUGGCCACAGGUGGGGAGUGGGAAACUUGCCUUCCUUUUUUAAAAAAGUUAAUUUAUCUCGGGGUUAAAGGCAUUGUUGUGAACUUCUUAAAUAGGAAGGUAAAGGUAAAGGGACCCCUGACCAUUAGGUCCAGUCGUGACCGACUCUGGGGUUGCUGCGCUCAUCUCGCUUUACUGGCCAAGGGAGCUGGCAUACAGCUUCCAGGUCAUGUGGCCAGCAUGACUAAGCAGCUUCUGGUGAACCAGAGUAGCGCACGGAAACACCGUUUACCUUCCCGCCGGGGCGGUACCUAUUUAUCUACUUGCACUUUGACGUGCUUUCGAACUGCUAGGUUGGCAGGAGCAGGGACUGAGCAACAGGAGCUCACCCCAUUGUGGGGAUUCGAACCGCCGACCUUCUGAUCGGCAAGUCCUAGGCUCUGUGGUUUAACCCACAGUGCCACCCGCGUCCCCUCUUAAAUAGUAGUUGUCUUCAAAACAAUAGCUUUUCCUAGUACCAACAGCAGUGGUGUUCUGUAUUGGGCAACCGGGAGCAAGAUAAUCCGGCUCUGCUUCCAUUAGCUGAUAGCUUUUGUGCAUUCAAAACAAGUCUGAACAUAAAUCAGAUCAAUUCUGAAUAGGUGAGGGUUGCAUACGUCUGUAUGCUCCUGAUGGCAUAAACGGGAAUGCAGCAGGGCUUAGAAACCUCCCUGCAGCUUGCUGCUCCUGUUUGCUCUCCCCAUUUUUUCCAGACAUACUGAGACUGCAAUAGACCCAUUUCAGAUUGUCAUUGCGAUUCUGGAAGGGACUAAUGUAUUCUCAUUGGAAUCUGAUUCAGAUGUGGGGAGCCUUCCAAAAGCCAAUCCCCCCAUGUCAGUUCCUGCUCAAGCACAAGUUUUAGAUUCCACAUCUUCUAUUCUAAUUUAUAUUACUACUAUUGGUUUAUAUGCACAAAGACUUAUUUACCCAGGCGUUUAGCCAUUAAUUAAUCUAUGGCUUGCUAAAGCUGGGGUGGGGGGGUCUGUUAUUAUGAUUAUUUUAUUAUGUUGUCUGAUACUAUGAUUUUUAUUACAUUUUUAUUAUUAAUGCUCUGUAAUGUGUUCUUAAUGUUGUACACUGUCCUGAGAUCUUUUGAUAAAAGGUGGUAUAUAAACUGAAAUAAUAAUAAUAAUAAUAUAAUAAUAAUAAUAAUAAUAAUACUUUAUUCUUUGCUUGGGAUUGUAAAAAGACAAAGUGACACAUCUCUUAACGUUCAUUCUGAUAGUAGCAACUCCUGUUUUUCUAGCAUCUUUUCCUAAAACACCCGGAUUGCCACGUUGGCCUGCAAUACAUUCUUGUUAUGCUAUCAUAAAAUACUUGUUGGAAAUGGUGCAUUAAUUCAUGCAAGACUUUGUAAAUGUAUAUCUGCUAUUGCACCGUGCUUUGAGUAGGAUCAGGUCUUUACUGCUGCUUGGUGCAUAAUGACCUUCUGUUCAACGUGUUAGUGGUGGUUUUUUUGUUUUGUUUUUGUCAAUUGUAAUAGUGUGUAAGUGUCUAAAGUUUCACUUUUUUGUUACAGAGUUAAACUACCAGAGGGGUCUUAAACAAUAUGAUAGUACACCAAGUGUUUUCUAUUGAGAUUUUCACCUCAAUCUUCGUGUCUGCUUAGGUCCUUUUUGUUGUUGUAAACUUUCAGAGGUAGCAUAUGUGGUGACGUCCAAUCACUGUUGGACUCCCAUUACCCCUGGGCAUUGGCUAUUCUUGUAUCCAACAACAAAUAGAGAAAUGCACAUCAACUACAUUUCUAGCCUUGUCUGUGCUAGUGUAGUGUUACAGUUUCACAAAAAGUGUAUCUGCUGGAAGAGUGUUUCUUGCAAACAUCUAGAGCUCAACAAACAUUUUUCCUAGUAGUUUAAAAUUUCUACGAGCAUAGCUGUAAUACAGCCCUAGUUUACAAGGAUUGGAGCGAUUUAAAGAAGCAUUCAUUCAUUCUGAGUUGUUUCAUGGAAAGAUUCACAACUACUGUGAAAAUACCACUCUGUCAUUUGUUUCUUUGACUUAGGAACUUCUCCCUUUAAUGGGAAUAUGCAACUAAAACAGCUGGCAGAAUAUGAGUGAGUUAGAUGUUGGCAAUAUUCAGAUUUAAGCGUAUGCUUAAAAAGAAAAUGAAAGUUAACCAUGAAAAGCAAGUUUGUUGAACGGUUAGCCUUUCACAAAGGGGCUCAUUUCUUUUCCAAUAGAUUCAGAACACCAGAGAGCUAAUGGCAAUAUGAAAUACUUUGAGUACAUCAUGGAAAAAGAAAAAGAAAAAGAAGCAAACAAGUCUAUUGCCCAAACCGAUGGACAGACUGACAAGGAAAACAAAACUCAGAAAAGGGGACCUGCCAAAGAUUAUCUUCCAGAGAGACAGAAGUAUGAAAUGCUGUGCCGUGGGGAGGGUCUCAAAAUGGUAAUUAACAUCUUUUAUGUACAGUUUAUAAAAAUGGCUUUAAAAUAGAUGGUGAAAAUCUGCUGGUACAGCUAGACAGCUAUAUCGUUUCAGAUAUUUAUGCAUUUGUUUACAAACCUUUAAAAAACAUUUUGCUUCUUGCAGACCCCCAGAAGACAAAAGAAGCUUUUUUGCCGCUAUUACGAUGGGAAUGGGAAUCCCAGGUACAUACUGGGCCCUGUUAAACAAGAGGAUGAAUGGGACCGCCCUCGGAUUGUUCGCUUUGUUGAAAUAAUCUCUGACGAAGAAAUAGAAACGGUCAAAGAGCUUGCAAAACCGAGGGUAAAUAAAGAAUCUCCAUCUGUCCAUGAUAACUUAAACGAUGCUACAAAUGCAUGAGCUCUUCCGGCCAGCCUUGUUUUCAUGAUGGCACGCUUUGCUUUGGAUAAGUCUGUAAUAAAAUAUUCCCUCUGUAUGGCAUUAGGAACUGACACUUUAGAAUAACUCUGCGUUAGAGCACAUGCUGCAGCAUAAGGAAUUCCCUGUUCAAUCCCUGGCAUUUUAAGGUUUUUAAAAAGGAUUGUUGUUUUUAAAAGGUGAGCCACUGGCUAUCAAAGUUGGCUUAGGUUCACAAACAGUCUGACCUAACUUCCUCUGCAGGUCUCAGCAAUUAAGCUGGGGAGGACUUUUUGUGGCUGGCUGUGAAAGACAAUCCUGAAAAACUAUAGUGCGGGACUUGACAAUCUUUGCAGCAUGCAUGAACUGCCUCUGGAUAGAAAUAACUCCUUUGGAUUAAUAUACUACUACCACUACUCUUUUAAUUGUUUUAAUUCUGUCCUCAAAGUCCAUUAGAAGUAUUGAUUCAGCUGCAGUUGUAAGUGACAAUACCUACGAUGAUAGAUCACCAACUUUCUUGUUACUCUGCAAUUAUGAAGUUACAACAGUGUGUGUAAGCUGAAUGGAGUUUUACUUUGCCCAGGUUUGCACAUGGCCAUUUUGCACAUAGUCUGGACUCCCAAAUAAACUUAAGGGAAGACAAGAGUUUUAAGUGUAGGAUUGAGUGCAGGGCAUAAUUUCUCAACCGGCCACCCAGUGCAGAUUUUCAUUCUUUUAAAAACGGCCCCAACAAUGGCCUUUCCUUGGAAAAAUAAAAAACUUAUGACUGAUCCAUUUUAGACCUAUAUGUAAAAUCUUGUUUAUACUUUGUAUGUGGACACGAUUAAUUAUUUGGUUUGGUUUUUAGGAAAAGAUGACUUAUUCCCCCAGGUCAAAUAGUUUGGCAAAAGAUUUUCUCAGCCAUGGCACAAACCUCCCCCCACAAGCCUAGUCACCAGGGCGUGUCUGUCCCCUUAGUCAAAAGAUUGAUUUCAGGCACCCCAUCUGAGAAAUGAGAAGUUGCGCCAAAGAGCUAGCUAUUAGAUGCAAGUGCCUUCAGGGGUGACCUCUCAUCUUCUAAAGAAGGAGAUGCCUGCUGUGUUGAAAGAGCAUGUGCGUCUCUCAUGCUCUGUUUUUGCCUCGUCAGCACCAGUCCAUCAACAAUUUGUGAAUAGGUGCUGCCUUGGCUGGUAGAAGCAUGUGAGUUGCAAGCUUUUUUUUAACCUAACUCGCACCAUCUCUUUGGGAAAGGAGAGGUUGUUCCUUGUUGCCUUGAUCAGAGGAGUGCUUAAGAGGUAAGUGGCACAUGCCAGCACUCUGUAACUCUUCCCCACUUCAGAUUAGGAGUACCAGUACCCAUUAGGAGUACCAGGAGCCUGCCUGGUAAGAAGCGUGGUCACAUCUUGCAUUUCAAAGCUGUACCAGCCCCUGGGAAACAGUCUAGAGUGAAGCCAGAUGUGAGUUGUUUGUAGACCAGCUUGGUUCAGUAUACCUGAUCCAACAAAAAACUUCAUAAAGAUGCAUAGCCUAUAGCGCACAUAGGUUGCUUGACUACAACUCCCAUCACCCAUGAUCAUUGGCCAUGCUGGCUGCGGCUGAUGAGACUUGGGAGUCCAGCAACAUCUGGAGGACCACAGGUUCCCCAUCCCUGUAGGUAUGCCAAAUACCUACAGUAAACUAUCCUGUUUGGUCGUAAUUGUACAAGCCAAGCUGAUAAAGUACUGUAACCAAAGUAAAAAGCUGGGUAUAAGGCAAUUGGGAGUGCCCUGUUACCCCAAGCUAGUUGAAGGUGAGUCGUGUUCUUACACGUUACUAAAAGAGAAGUACCUGCUUGGUAAUGGGUCUCCUCCAUACAGUAUUGUGCAUGAUAUUAUACUGUUGCUAUACAUAGCUAUGAGAACCAACCUACUUUAGCCUGUGCUCCAUAAUUGGGUUCUGAAUGGUCGGAUUGAUGUGAUGCGAUAAUAUACAUUGUAAUGCAACUAUUCUGAUUGGUUCGCUUCACAGCUGAGGCGAGCCACCAUUUCAAACCCCAUAACAGGCGUUUUGGAGACUGCACAUUACAGAAUUAGCAAAAGGUAAGAUUUCACUUGCCGUAUAUUCUUUCCCUUUAAUGAGUGCCUCUGCGGUGCUCAUUAGGGGAGAAAAUGACCAGAAAACACAAGAGUUUGAUUAUUAUUUUUCUGGUCCGUUUCUUUGCUCUCUGCAGAUAUUGUAACAAACUGUUACUGCUGAGUUUCUCAGAUUCUUCCUCUAACCAGAAGUUCUGUCCUUGUAUGCCUAUUUAGGAUGUAUUCCUAGUUUGUUCCAAUCUGCCUCAGUGUUUUCUUGGGUAGAGAUUUCAGUUUUUCCUUCUUCAAUACAGAGUGCCAUUAUCUCCAUCAAAGUCUUCCAUGUCUUGGUUUUUAAAGGAUAGCCUCCCACAGAACUGUCAAGAGGCAUGCAGAGUUAUUAAGUUCACUAGUAAAAUGAGCUCUCUGCUUCCUGUCUGUGAAAUUUACAGAAAAGUGAUCUUGGCAAGACAGCUCUUCAGCUAUUUGUAUUUAGGGAUAUUGAAGCACUUCUGCAAAUCUAUCGCAACAGAAACUAUCAUUUUAUCUUGCUUGAUUGCUAAUUCCAGUUUUGUUUUGCUAGAGCCAGGUGACACAUUCCCAGAGAGACUUCUACUAGUUGUGGGAAGUGAUUAACAGACUUAAUUAACCUAAACUACUGGCUUGAUAACUUUUAAACGAGUUUUCUCCUGGCAAUUGCUCACACUUACUAAAAAAGCUGUGCGGUUUCCCCAUUUAUCGUGACACAAUAUUAAUAGUAAUUAAUCGCAGCUUAAUAUUUAUUUACACCUAGGUCUCAUGUAAAGCUCUUGUGCAUGGCAGUGAUCAGUUCCCCCUCUGUUUAGCUUUAGCUGCUCCCAGAUCAUUCACUGACCACUACAAAAAAUUAUGAAUUACAGUAUUUAGACUCUGGGCAGUUCAUGCACCAGUUAACUGAAAUAACCCUAUUGCAAUACCUUGUGAGGUAGGUUAGAUGGUGAAUGGCCCAGGGUUGCUACAGUGAGUUUAAUGACAUCUUUAAAUAUAUAUGUAUAUCUCCUGAGUCUCGUGCAAAAGCUUUAUCUUUUCUUAAAAAGCAAAACUGAGGCAGCAAUGCAAAACAAUAAACUUCUGGGUACCGAGAAGUUCUCUGUGAAACUCUGCAAACAAUUGGCUUGCAUAAACUUUCCAUUUGGAGGGAAAAAGUGAAAGGACAAUCUAACCAAAUUUACUGAACCAAUUGAGAUUAAUUGGGGAGUAACGGUAGCAGCAGCUACUGUAAUCCUUUUAAAUGUUCUUGCUGAUCUGAGCAUUACAUUCCAUCCAGACCAAUCGGAACCCUUCUAAUUGCCUGUGGCUUGGCCCAGAAGAAGCUUGCUACUAGAGUAAGCCCCUUGUCCUUUCUCUUUUUGUAGCUGAGCCGAGCUACUGUGCAUGACCCCCAGACUGGGAAACUGACCACAGCACAUUACAGAGUCUCUAAGAGGUAAGGGGACGCUGGUAUGUCGAUAAGUUGCUACAGAAAUUCUCUUUGCAGUGGCUUGUGUCAAACUUGGUGUGGGAUUCUUUACCUCCUUCCCCCUUCAACUAAUUGCUAACUAGAUGAAAAGGAUGGAGCCUUAAAAUAGAACACUAACCUCUGUGGCUCUGGAAGUUUGGAAGGCUUAAAGGGGAAAAUCCUCAAAUUUAAACUCUGUGGGUAAAGAACCAGUCAAAGUUAAACACUUCAGGAAUGUCCUUGUUUCUCCCACGCUCAAAUCAGUGAGUCUUAGGUUGCAAUCCCAUACAUGCUUACCUGGAAUAAAUCCUGUUUUAAGUCAGUGAGCUUACUUCUGGGUAGACAUGUAUUGGAUUGCUUUGUUAAACACUUCUGUAUAUGUGUCAAUGCAUGAACCUUACUUUCUUACCUGCAUGAUCCCACCAGAAUUAACACAACAUUGUUUUAUUUUAGAAAGAAUCCUUGUAAACGACAUGCUAUAUAGCAUCUGCUUGCUUUUACUUCUAUGUCAGGAUGCCUGUGUUAAUCUUAAGCACUUCCUAGGAGGCACAUGGUAAACAGGAAACACAUUCUAUGUUAAUGGUAGCUUGAGAUUCCUAGUUCGGAUUCUAUUUUUAAAUAGUUAGUGUACUAAAUAUAGUAGUUGUCUUUUCCCAUCCUUUUAAAUGUGUAUUAUUAAAAGUUACUGUUUAUGGCAAAAAAAAAAAAAUUCCUUACUGGCUUAAGGGGAUAUUUCAGUGAGGCACUUAUAAAUACUGUUAAUAGUUUGUAAAUCAUUCAAUUUCAUGGGUUUUUCUUCUUAUAAAAAAAGUAUGGCAUAAGCAGCCUCAAAAAUUAUUUGCUAUUAUAAUAUGCCUGUCCACAAAAAAUGCCCAGGGGAAAAAAAUCUAGCUUUUACAUCAAAUGUGUGUAAAUCAGGAUUUGUGCAAUAUGUCCAGUACUUCCUGAAAACAUAACAUGAGAUUUUCAAGAUGGGAACUAGCAUGCAAGAGCACGCUUGUGUCGCAAAUUUAGUGGAGAAAGUGGUCUUGAGCUGUUUAAUGGAUCAGUAGUUGACCCUCAUAUACACCUGUUGCAAAACAUGGGGAAUAAUUGUUCAGAGGAAAUGAAUGUCUCCUCUUAAGGUGCUAUCCAACACUUUUGUACAAGAGCCAAGCUGAUUUCUAAAGCAAAGGCCACUCGUUAAUAUUAAACACCUUCUUGAAGCUUGCAUCGUGUGUGUUGAUUCGAGGAAAGAGAAGCUGCCUUGACCUUCAGGGAUUUGUUACAUUAAAAGCCACAAUUCAGGAGCAGGCAAAAAUGUAGACUGCUUUCCUUUAGUAAUUAAUUGUUACACCUGCUGUUUCAUAUGUGUGGUUUUAGUAGUGAUAAAGUGUAGGAACUAAUGUGUGAGUUGUUAGGUAUAAUUUGUGCCUCUGUAACCUCCUUUUAGAGAGAGCUGUUCUUCUCCUGGUGGUUUAAAUCACAGUAGAACCUAUUGUGGACAUUCAAAAUAUUUACGUCAGCUGCAGUUAAUAUCUGCCAGUGGGCUGUGCAUUCUGACUAUCCAGUUUGAAUCUGUUUUUGCCUUGUGCAGUUCUGUGAAAAGUUUCACACACCAGGCAAUAUUAAGAAGACAGAUUUUUUUCAAUACCGAAAUCUGUAUUGCCGAAGGAGUAGGUUUUCGUUCCUGUCAAGGAUAUUAGUAUUUUUUUAUAAAAAAACAACAAACUAGUAAAGCCACAUUUACAGGGAACCCAAAAACUCUCUCGUGUAUUUUUAAUAGAAGUUUGCUUCCUCCUCCCAAACAUUCCAAGCACUCUUUCCUAGCUAACACAUUUCUAUAUUAACGGCAUGCCUCUGCUUAUGACAGGACUACUGUUUGUGCUGAAGUACGUGGCAGGCUGCAUGACGGUGGCAUUUUGCCAGCAGUGGAAAGCAGCAUUUAGAGCCAAGCCAUGUGUAUGUAGUACCGUAAUAUUUCGGCCAGUCUGACUUUCAGGAAACUGCUGGUCGUGAUGUAUGCCUGUGAAAUAGCCAAUUACUCUACGAUAUAGUUUCCUCUCUAGAAAGAAAGUGUGGGGGGGGGGGGACUUCUUUAAAGGAAUUUAUUUAGCCCAUGACAGUGGAGUCUCCACCAGACAAAUGCAUGCCUUUCGACAUUACUUUUUAAAGUUUUAGGAACAGUCCUUCCUAGUAGUGCCGUUUUUAAAAGCUUCAGUGGAAAGAUGCGGAAUCUUUUAAGGAAUCAAAGUAAAUGUUGAUGGAAGUGAAGGUACCUUUCUUGAGUAUUAGUUUAUUUCAAAAGGAGAGAACCUCAGAAAUAUUGUUAUGCCCAAUAAAUUUAACUUUUAACAACAUUCAACAUGGAAAAGCUUUUUUGAUGCUGUCGAGAGCAAUAAGAGCACAUUGCAGUGUUCAGAGAGCACAAUUUCCCUCACAAAUGAUACAGAGGCAUUGCAGGAUUAUUUUAGCUUCCACAUGACUGUGAGCUGAAAUGAAAAGUGUUGACAAGUGAUCUUCCUGGGAAAGGAAAUGGGAGGAUAUGCUUGUUCCUCUUGCAAGAUAACGUCUCUCUCUCUGCCCCCCACUCCAUUUCUGAUGGAUACGCAAUUGAUGGGUAUAUGUUGACUGAGUUGAAGUAGAAAAAAGGCAUUGAAACAAUUGAAAGUUGACAUUUUUACGAAUUAGGCUACAGGAGAAGGAGAAGGCUGAAACAUUACAUCAGGCACAGUAAUAGAGAAGCAGCAUUGGAACCCCUUCUGCAAGUCCGUUUGACUCCCAGAAUGGUUCAAAAACCAAAGCGCGGCUUCCGAUUGGCUGCAGGAGCUUCCUGUACUUAAUCGGAAGCUGCGUCGGAUGUUCAGCUUCCAAAAAAAGUUCGCAAACUGGAACACAUCCAGGUUUGCGGCGUUCGGGAGCUAAAAUGUACUGUGUUUAUUUAGCUUCAUCCUUACUGAAAGAAAACUCAGGGUGGUCUACAUUACAGCAGAAUAUAAGAAUUAGAACACAAUAUAAAAUUGCUGUUAAAAAGAAGGAGCUGAACAACCUUAUUCUGCCAAGCUUUCAUUCAGAAUCUAAAACGCAAUUUAGAGCUUGCCUCAUACCUAACAGCUCUCUAUUCUGGCUGGGCCUGACAGAAGCUGAGGCAACUGUCCCCAAUCGAAAACCACGGAAUAAUGUAUGCCCAUCAACCCUGCCUACCCGGAAGAGUUCCAGAGCAGCUUUGUAUAGUCGCUGGAACAAGUAACAGGAGAUGAGGUGUUCCAUAAGAAAUGCUGGGCUAGGCCACAGACGGCUUUGCAAGUAAAAACCAGCACCUUCAUUCAAUUGAGUCCUGGAACAACUUGCUGCCACUACAAUGGUGGCUUCAUAAUCGGGCAGAAGGGGAGAAGCAAGCUUAGUGGCUGCAAUGUGUGGAAGGAGGAAGAUGCAGGAAGUUACUGUGGGGGUGGUUUGUGUGCAACCGGGGGGGGGGGAGUGUUGGACAAAUGGAGGUAGGAAGAGACAUGGACAUAAGGGUGAAGGUGAAAACAGGUACAAAGCUGAGCUGCAGAGCAGAAAAGAGGAAUCGCUUCAGAAAGUAGCUGCAUGGGAUGAGAUGGGGAAGCCAGCGGGUUAAUGUAGGGGUAAUGAAAGAGGGGUUAUUAAGUGGUGCAAAUACUAGUUUUUCAUUGUAACUAACUUCGCUUGCUGUAAUACGAAUUUUCUUCUUUAGGAAAUAAGUCUCGCUAUGGGUAAUGCUUUAUGUGACAUGACCUUUUUUUUUGUUAUAAGAAAUACAUUCUCUGUCUAUAUUUCUUAUGCUUGCAAUUGCUCUGUAUCCUAACAGUCGUUCUGAUAGUUUCCCCCCUAAACCUCCUUGCCUACUAACUUCGGACAAACAUUCAGCUCUCCCUUCUCCGUACCUUUUGAGAUUCUGUAACCUGUGUGGUGUCAUAUUUUACCGCUCUUGAUUAGAGAUUUGCUGUGAUCCUUUUGAAAAGGAGGGUACUAAACAAACUCGAGUGGUAGUGAAAAUACAGUUUAAUCCUUUCAAACUGGUAUACAUACAUGAUGUGUUUCUGCAAGUGAUCUUUGACCAUCGAUGGUGCAUAAAAAUCACGUUUGCUAAUCGAACAACUAGCUUUUGAUUACUGUUUGGUUUUUAAGGUGUACAAACUGUGAAACUAGGGUCUUUAAUGUUGUCCAAGCUUCUAGAAUAUGUGGGGAGUAGACACCUUAACAGAAAAUUCAGGUUUGAAUAGAAAGAGGCAGAAACUGAGUGGGCCUGUAUGUGUCUGGUAGGGCAAAGAAUUUUGGCAGGGAGAGAGCCAAACACUUAACAGCUUCUCCAGUUUCAGAUAAGAUUGUGCUAUUCCUCUGCCCCCAGCCCUCAGCCCACAUUUAAAUGAACGCUUCUUCUGGACACUACUUUUUACUUGGGAGUAGUCCAUGUACUUUACUGCUUCAAACAGUCCACCCCAUCAUUACAGUCCCUGGUAGGAAUGGAAAUAAGUUCUUGUGACUAAUCUAGUCUUGAAUCCAACUCUCAUCCAUGAAAGCUUAUUCCACAAUAAAAUGUGUUUGCCUGUAAAGGUGCCACAAGACUCAUUGUUGGUUUUUUGUUGGAAAAACAUGGCUAGCCCUCUGGAAACUAGUCUCGUACAGUGAAUUGUAACCUUGUAAAAUGGUCACAAUCAUAAGCAUCACUUAUCGGCUAUCCUGCUGCUAGCUCAGUAAAACGGUUUUCAGGAUAAUUAGUAAUAUAUAUAGGAGAGCCCACAUCCCAUGUGGAGCAAGGGGGGCAGGUGGAAUUUUUGCUACACUUGGGGGUGAGAGUGGGAAGUAAUCUUCUUAAGCCACCAGUUGCUUAUUAAAAUACAGUUAGACAAUACAGGGUUUAGUCCAUUCAUCCUUAGCUGUUUGUUGGACAGUUUCUAGGGCAAUUGUUUCUGCCAGCUUGUUAGUGGAGAGGUGGGAAUUUUGAGUGCAGUUCUGGCAUGGAGAGGCUUCCUGUUUUUCACAUAUAUCAGCAUCAACAGCUGAAUCGGUGUAGGUAGGGUUCAAGUAUACACCAUGAUGUGGAUGCAUAUAUAAGAAAGCAAGAUAGAGCUUUUUUCACAGUCAGGCUCACUGGUUGGACAGGAGAGAGUGGGUGGUAUUUAAGUUUAACUAAGAGGAGACCCAUUGAUAUCAGUGGACCUAACUUAUUAGCUAAUGGACCUGUAUUAAUUUCAGUGGGUUUAUUAUGCGAGUUAAUUUCCACGGGUUUAUUAUGUGAACUGCAAUGUGCACCACUGUAGCAUUUCCUUCACAAUCGUGGUGAGUCAAAGAGGGUCUGGCAUACAUUGCAAUAUUGUGUAUAUCAUGCUCUCCCAAGUGUUCUUUUGGGUCACAACUUACUUACUUGAUGGUGGCCAGCCAAAGGGGAUUGCUUUGAAGAAAUACAGCAGAGCUGCAAUAUAUGCCAAUAGGGCUAAAGUUGUUCAUUAAGUGGAGCUACUGAGAUGUCGGCUAUCACAUUUAGUGUCGGCAUUUGCCUGUAGGCAUUUUUGCACAGUUAAAAAGUUGUUUCUUACUGGUCUUGAAAAGUGAUGCUCUGAUCAUACUGGUCAGGAAUAAUAUCUGUUUCCAUGUUUAGUGCCUGGCUGUCUGGAUAUGAAAACCCUGUAGUAGCACGUAUUAAUGCAAGAAUACAAGAUCUUACAGGACUAGAUGUUUCCACAGCAGAGGAGCUCCAGGUGAGCCGAGGAGAUAUUGAAAAACCCAAAUGCCACCCCCAAACCCCACGCUACCCUGAGUAUUAAGAAUCUUGCUGGCAUCAACUCAUCUCGUACUGGUUUAAAUAAAAUAUUUGAAUAUGUUGUUUGUGUUACCCUCCCCAUUUCUUAAAAAAAGGAGAAGACUUCAAGAGCGUUGGUUCAAAUUUUCUUCUUCACAUUUGAUUUUUGCUUGUUUUGCUGUUGUCUGCUGUGUUAGCAGAUUAUAAAGUGGCAAACAUGUAACUGAACCCCAAAAGUCCACUUUCAGAGAAGCAAAUUUAGAGGAGAAAAGCAAUUCUGUCUGCAUGUUUGCUUAGCCCUGGCUCCGUUUCGGAAGGGUGGGAGGGGGCAGUGUGGCUCAUGCAGCUCUGUUUCACUCUAAAGUCAUGGCUUUUCAUUGAAAAAAAAAAUUUGAGCUCUGUUACCUGUGUUUGUGUGUGGAAUGCAGUUAGCCACAAUAUUUAAGUGUAUGGUGGAAAAUUUAAAAAUGCAAACUCCAGUUCAGAAUUUCCUUGGGUGAGUUCAGUUGAGCAAAACAGGGAAAAGAUUUUUUUAAAGGAAAAGAAAAAUGUUAUAUUAGGGUGGGAGCUACAUUGUUGACAUACAUUGUUUUAAUACUUUGAAAAUCAUUUUUUAAUGGAAAAUGAAGUUGGUGAAUCUUCAGUAAAGGCAAAUGAAAGGGAAACCUCAGGCCGUUGCUUAAUUUAGUUCCUUAUUUGGGAGAGUAGACUCAAGUUGGUGGCACUACUAAAGAGGGCAUAGUUCAGCCUUUAUUGGUUUGUUAAUUAUUUGUACAGUGGAACCUCGGCUCCCGAAUGCCUUGGGAGCCAGAACGUUCAGGCUCCCAAACGAUCAAAAACUGGAAGUGAUUGUUCCGGUUUUUGAACGUUGUUUGGAAGCCAAACGUUUGACAUGGCUUCUCAAUGGCUGCAGGAAGCUCCUGCAGCCAAUCAGAAGCUGUGCCUUGGUUCCCGAACCAUCAAACGGACUCCUGGAACAAAUUAAGUUUGGGAACCAAGGUUCCACUGUACUUACAACCUGUCCAUCACCAGAUGGCAGGGUGGCAGUGAGGUUGGGACCAUGUGAUUGCAGUGGGUGGGACCUGCCAGUCAGGUGUUCCUGAUGGUACACCUUCAUAGCGCCAGCCUUGCCACUGCCUUGCAGAAUCGGUGCCAGUGCUGGGAGGGAAGCUGUGCCCCACCACACACAUUGCUCCUGGGCCUGAUUUUAUGACACUCCUUGUUAGCAAAGCAUUAGCGUACAUAUGAAGCAGAUACUUCAUCUCUCACCCUGGGUAGUUCAUUGGUUGUUUGUUCUUCUUCUGCUCUAGGUCGCCAACUACGGCGUAGGAGGCCAGUACGAGCCUCAUUUUGAUUUUGGAAGGGUAAGUCUUUUUCUGUCCUGCCUUUGUGCUUUACAUGCACUGUGUUUCUUUCUUCCAGGUAGCAAAUUAUGGAGUGGGAGGACAAUAUGAGCCCCACUAUGACUUUGCUCGGGCAAGUAAAGAGAUGGGUGAAAAAUGAAAUAGUCUGAAGCCUAGGCCUUUCGGCCUGUGGCACAAAUGUUUAAUUGAGUGUUUGUGUUACAUUCAAGUCUUCUAAUCCGUGUGAAAUGAUUAAAGUCCUCUAAACCACCAUUUGAACAACAGAGAAUAACAAAUAUUACCAAAAUGUUAAAGUGAAAUGUUGUUAAGUGAAUGAAAGGAUUAAAGGGGGAAACUGCAGGAAAUGGUGGCUGGUACAUUUAAGGUGAUGGUAUUAAAAAACCCCCAGAGCUCUUAUGUCAUAGUGAUAUAUCUGCAACCAACCAUAGGGUGAAGGGCUUUUUAAAAAAAAUCCAAAUGGGUUUAGGCAGGCUUGGAUAUUUAUGGGUUUCAGAUCACUGAAACUGUUAACAGGUUUAUACACCUGUUUUAAGUUGUUGCACAAAUUAGAGGAACCAAGUGAUCUUGAUGGGAUAACAUCUCUGUUUCUCUUAAUGUUAGCUUAUAUUUACUUCUGGGUGGGCUGCCAGAUUUUUAUUUUUUUUAAUACUAUCUUUUAUUUUAUAUUGGGACAAGGCUGCAAGAAAUAGGACAAAUGAUCUCAAAUGGUGGUUUACAGGGCAUUUAUGUGUUAAAUAACACCGUCAAUUAACAUUUUUGUUUGAGCCCACCAUACAUUUAUUAAAAUUAUUGCCUUAACAUAAAUCUUGAUUUCCCUCCCCCCUUAAAAAAUUAUAUACAGUAAGUCUAUAUUGGCUUAUAUGAUGCAUGUUGUUAAUCGUUUUUUCCUCCCAUGCAUGCGUUUAGAAAAAAACCUGCUUUUGAAAGAAUAUCUUUGCUGUGCAAUCCUGUUCAGUAAAUCUCACUUUACUAAAUGGAGCUUCCUCCCAGAUACAUAUGUCUAAUAAUGCACCCUUCCAGCAUAAUUGCAGAAGUAAAACCCAUUGACUUAAAGUAAGUGUGUAUAAGAGUGCCGCCUUAAUAUACUAAAAUAGCAUCCAAUAAUAUAAUGUGUGGGAAACACUGGAUUCUUCCCAAGCAUGUACAUGUGAAAGCAAUUAGGGUUGAGCAGUGGGAAAAAAAAUCCCUUCUAAUUCUAGGGGUGAAAAGCACAUUGUUUGCUUUGACAUAAAUCAUUUAAAUUGCCAAGUAUAUUUUAAACUUCUGGUUGCCUUGAGCUGCAGUUGGUGGUCAGCAUACAAUUUCUUGUUGCCUGGUUGUUCUAUGUGAUUUUUAGACCAAUUCCUCUAAUCUGCAGAUGUAGGAGAGAGCAAUGGAAACUUGUUCAGCCUAAAAAGAUUAUGUACCUUCAAAAGUCAUGUUACUUUUCUAGAUUGUGAUGGCUAUCUUCAUGGGAUUUCUGAGAGGUCCCCAAAGAUCAUGUUCCCCAGAACUUCACGUAUUUAUUUUUAAAAAGCAUACUUACUCUGUAUAUGCGUGCAACUGCAGGUGGAAGACAUCUUACACCAGGCAUAGGCAACCUUCGGCCCUCCAGAUGUUUUGGACUACAAUUCCCAUCAUCCCUGACCACUGGUCCUGUUAGCUAGGGAUCAUGGGAGUUGUAGGCCAAAACAUCUGGAGGGCCAAAGGUUGCCCAUGCCUGUCUUACAGUAUUUACUAUAUUGCCCACUAUACAUUGGACCCAGGAGGCAAUUUCUCACCUUACAGGAAAGAUGUCUCUUCCCAGCAGAGAAGGUUCUUAGCAAUGUAAACACUUCAGUGACUCAUAAAGUCACCCUUUUUCCUUUAGCAGCCAAAAAGAUCAGAAAGAAGACCCUGGACAGGCAGUGAACUGUAAGGGAGACGCAGAGAUCUAAAUAGAGACCAUUAUUUGUGGCACGAUAUGCCUUUUGCUUGUAUUUAUUUUUGAUUCAGAUUUGUCAUGGCCAAUGGCUACCACAUUAAAGUUAUUUGGAUUGUAUUGGAUUUACACUGCUUUUCAUCCAAAAAGGCUCCCAGAGCAGCUUACAGAUCAAUUUUUUUAAAAAGAUAGCCCUUGCCCUCAGGCUUACAACCAAAAAGUCAUGACACACAACGAAAAACGAAUGGGGAGGGAGGAGGAAACAUGUAAGCUUAGGCAUCCGUCCUUAAAGUUACAGUUCUUAUAUUGAUCAGCUAGGAUCAGAACUGUUCAGAUAGCCUGAUAGAAGGGCUGCUUUCUAGGUGACAGUUGAGGGAGAGCAGCUGAACUCAUAGCAGAACGAAUGGAAUAGCUCUGCUUCCCUUCUCUCCCUUUGCUCUGCAGCCUAAUGAAAUUACACAACUGUCAGUGAUAUCUUAAGCAUCAGCAAUACAUCAACAAUAACUUACAGUGUCCAAAUCUCAUUCCUGUUGGCUCAUUCCAUUCUCUCUCUCUGUUAUCCAUCACUGGAAGGAGUUCUCAGUCUCAGCAUCAGAGAGAUGCCAUGUUGGGAUAACCUAGUAAGUAAAGUCUAGCCAGGUCCCAGAACACCAGAAGCAUACCUUAUGCUUUAAGAACUUUGUAUGCUGAUAGUGUAAAACUCAAAUGCUGAAAUGACAGCUUAUUUGAACCUUUAACUUCUGGGUGAAAUGCUUGAUAAUUUUUCAGGUAACUACUACUAAUUUUCCCUUACUUACUUUGUGCAUUCUAAAAAUUAAUAUUUGUAAAUGUCUACCCUAGCGCUAACAUUGUGUGCCAUUGUUGGGUUUCGCUUGUACACUAAGACCUUGUACUGCAUGUUUUUCUACACAGAAAGAUGAGCCGGAUGCCUUUAAAGAAUUGGGUACAGGCAACAGAAUCGCAACAUGGUUAUUCUAUGUAAGUAAGAUACUUUGGAGGCAAGAUUCAACCAUGUCACCAAAAGAGCUUAUCUCACGCAGUGAAAAUUAUGAGGAAAUGUGUGGUUCUUUUCAUAAUUCUCCUGUUUGUGUUAUGGCAGCAUAGCAAGUAGCCUUGCAUCAACACUCACUGUUUCCCAUGUUGAUGCUGCUUCCUAGGAGGUGGGGAAGGAGGGAGGAGAGUGACAGUGAGGUCAGCAUGGUGCAUUUUCCCUGCACCAACCUCACCUUUAUCUCCCAGUAUGCAGCAGUAAUGUGGGGGCCAUGGGAGGUCAGGCGAGUAUCACUGGAUUGCCUGCUGCUAGGGACCAUAGUGCUUCAAUUGUUUUGUUUUUAAAAUAGAAAACUACACUGUACCACAUCUUGAGAAUUGAAAGAAAGGGUCACAAACCUAAAUGAAUGAAUGUCUGUGUCUAGCUAGGUAUCUUUGUCACAAAUAUCCUCUGUCUCUCAAGGCUUUUAAUGCAAUCUGUACCUGCCCAGGUAUCAUUCCAGCAUCCGCAGCGUAUUCCCAUAGAUGAUGGGGUUUCCUUUCAUGUACAGGUUGGUGAUUCCUGUACUAGAAUGUAGUGCUGUGUGCUUCUAGUGGAGUACUUUAGAUAUCCAUGUGGUACAGGCAUACCCCUUUAAAAAAAAUUCAAUCUGCCUUAUUGUUCAAAACGUCAAUGGCGAAAAAUAUCCCUACAAUGUGCUGCAGUGCCCUUGAGAUCAGAUCAGUAGUGAAAUCUGUGGGAUUACUUUUUGGAGUGGCUAGCUUAAUGGCUCACACCAUUUCUUUUGUCAGAUGAGUGAUGUGGCAGCAGGAGGAGCGACAGUAUUUCCUGAAGUAGGAGCUAGCGUUUGGCCUAGAAAGGUAGGUGAAAUACCUGUAUAUCAUAGCCGACAGUCUCCAUACUAUUCCUUCCACUUAAAAGCCAUCUAUGCUGCAUCAUAUAAUGAAGCUGUGUGAAAUGUUCUGAAUGAGAAGAUUGGUACUUACGCAUAUCCUGGCUUAGACAUAAAGUAUGCAUUAGGCUCCCAGUACGUUUCCGAGCACAAUUCAAAGUGUUGGUGCUGACCUUUAAAGCCCUAAACGGCCUCGGUCCAGUAUAUCUGAAGGAGCAUCUCCACCCCCAUCGUUCAGCCCGGACACUGAGGUCCAGCACCGAGGGCCUUCUGGUGUUUCCCUCACUGCGAGAAACCAAGUUACAGGGAACCAGGUGGAGGGCCUUCUCAGUAGUGGCACCUGCCCUGUGGAACUCCCUCCCACCAGAUGUCAAAGAGAAGAACAACUACCAGAUUUUUAGAAGACAUCUUAAGGCAGCCCUGUUUAGGGAAGCUUUUAAUGUUUGAUGCAUUACUGUAUUUUAAUAUUUUGUUGGAAGCCGCCCAGAGUGGCUGGGGAAGCCCAGCCAGAUGGGCGGGGUAUAAAUAAUAAAUUAUUAUUAUUAUUAUUAUUAUUAUUAUUAUUAUUAAAUUAUAUGAUGCAAACUGAUUUUUUUUUUAUGCGAAACACCCUGUGCAGAUUAAUUCAAAAUUUUACGGAAAACUCGCAUCGCUGCCAGGGGCUCAAUAGGUGAUGUGUGAGCAUAGCGCUGAGGAGCACUUAGAAAUCACAGGGGGGAGUAAUGAUCAGUACAUUUCCCACACUUUUGCUGUUGCCUGUGGUUCUGCCUGUUUUUAGCCUGCCUUAGCUUUUCAUUUUCCAGAAGUUAAACUGAAGGCAGUUUAAUGAGUCAACUCCGCUUUAUAUCUUCCCAGGGGACAGCUGUAUUUUGGUACAAUCUUUUUCCAAGCGGUGAAGGGGACUACAGCACAAGGCAUGCUGCCUGUCCAGUAUUAGUCGGAAACAAAUGGGGUAAGUAUGAAACCAGAGAAUUUACGCAGACAUCAUAGCUGCCACAUUUUGAACCAUUUGCACAUAGCCGAAAGAUAAGAACAACAAAAAUAUCAUUCUUAAAUGAAAUGUGAGAGCGAUGGGUAGGGAGAUGAAACCUAAGCAAGUCCAGUUUGCCGGCUACUGUAUAAUUCAUUGUAGGUAGGUGGGGUUUUCCACUGCAAGUUCAGUAUUGAUCUUUUCAGAUCAAUAUUGCCAGGUAUUAAAUCACCUCACAGGGUUGUUAGUAAUGGUAAACAAUAAAUAAAUCUCAUUGUUCAACAAUAAAUAGGAAGUAAUUUGUCAUACGAUGUUUUUAGUUAGACUUUGGGAAGUUGCCAUUCUGAACCCAGAGCAGUCUUUUACAAACUAGUAUGUAUUCACUGAGUUUAGCCAGGUGUGAGUAACCGUAUGUAAAUGUGCCUCUUCUCUCUUCCUUUUCCUGUAGUAUCCAAUAAGUGGAUCCAUGAACGUGGGCAAGAAUUUCGAAGACCGUGUAGUUUAUCAGAGUCGGACUGAUCCAAACCUCUCCCUUUUCUCUUCCUUUUUGUGCAACUUCCUCCCACGUUUUCCUUGAUUAACACUGAUAGUUUUACACUAACACUCCCCUACAACUUUUGUCUCCAGUGCCAACCAGUUCUUCAUCUCUGGACCUUCUUUUACAUAAGGACAAAUGUCUUUGCUAAUAUACCGUUUUAAAUUUUUUAUAGAGAGAGUGUAAUUGAUUUUGAAUGUUUUGAGUUUCCAUGGCCAAAAUAACUUCUGCCAGAGACACUAUAAACUACAUUCUGCUGAGGGUAGAAUGGAUAUGGACAGUCUGUCCUCAGACAAUGACUUUGUUUGCUUGGAGGGUAAGAUGCUAUACAUGUCUUCCACUUCUGUUCCUUGUUUUUAAGAAUGCCUGACCAUGGCUAUAGAACUGUAGACAAGGGCUGUGAGCUGCAUCCCAUUGACAUCUGUAGCAAAACUCCCCCACCGAAUGCAAAAGAUCAAGGGCUGUGUCCAUGAGCCUUAACUUUCUGGGUGACUUUUCCAGCGUUGUGAAAGUUCAAACACAGAAAGUCUUCCUUUUUUAUAUUUAAAAAAAUGCCUCUUGGAUGAACCUGGCCGGUGAUCCUAAAAAAAGUGAGCCAGCAGUUAUGCACAUAACUAUAUAGUUGCUCAAGCAGUUCUGUUCUUUUUGCAACUUUCCAAGAACAGUUUUGUGGGAGGGACAGGACUUGCUUUCCAAGUAUGAAUCUUCUUCUGAACCAUAUCACAAUUCAGCUUCUUCCUUUUAAAAAUCGAUUGCUGCUUUUAUCAUUUUGUAACUAGCGAAAAAACACUAUGGAUCCGUAGAGACAAGAACAUUGUGGGCUUAAAACACAGCAUUGUGCCUUAGUCUCGGAUUUUGAUUUGUAUAAAAACAAUUUGUAUGAUGAGAAGACGCACACUUCCAUUCCCAAAAUGCCAAACUUUUCCCCCAGCCGAGGUGUUUUGUGACAAAGAUGAUAUAUUUAUAAUACUAAAUCUUUUUGAAAGCUUUCUGUUUCGUG